AAGCGAUGAACAGCCACGGUCCUUGCGGGCUCUACAUCAGUCAGUCGGUCAAGGGAUGAUGCGUUGGCAGCAGAGAGGAGCGGGACGUGGAGCUGGAGCUGGAGCUGGAACUGGGACUGAGAGUGAAUGAAAGUCGACUGGCGAACUGCGACAUCUUCCGGACGGCAUCAUGCAGCUGUCGCACUCUUCAUCCUCGUUCUCGUCCUCGUCCUCGUCCUUGAAUUCGUCUUCGUCUGUGUCGUUGUUUGUGUCCUGACUGGCUGCCUACAUCUAUCUCCCACUGGGCAUCACGUCCAAGGAAUAGGCGCUGCACGACCACCUCUAUCUAAUUGGCGCGCACAUCUCUUCUGCAUAUCGAUGCAUUCGCAAUCGCAAUCGCCUCGUUAUUCUUCACUAUUUUCCAUCCGCGUUACGCUGCCUGCUGCGGCGCAUGGAUUGACGUGACGUCCGCGCGCACAGUCGUCUCCUGAGAAUCCAUCAUCAAUCAUCAUCGUCAUCCUCCUCCAUCCUCCAUCGAGGAACGGAUCGCGGACAAGUUACAACCUCAACUCGCAGCCAGUG
Molecule: messenger RNA, 561 nt
Organism: Pseudovirgaria hyperparasitica
Lineage: Eukaryota; Fungi; Ascomycota; Dothideomycetes; Acrospermales; Acrospermaceae
Exons: 1
Coding region: 127-444 (105 amino acids)
Source: RefSeq, a predicted model, not a curated record